Messenger RNA from Amoebophrya sp. A120, 699 nucleotides. The record is from the annotation of a GenBank genome assembly. Lineage: Eukaryota; Dinophyceae; Syndiniales; Amoebophryaceae.
UGUGAUCUGUGUAAGCGGGAGAGCGGGGUGGGCGACGAGUGAGCCAGCAUAUCUAUCAAGGAAGCAAAGUGGCAGUUGAAAAAAAAAUGUAGGGAUGCCAGUGUGGAGAGCCUCUGUCAAGCGAAUGCCUGCUGUGGCAUUUUUGUCGUCGUGCCGCUGUUCUUGUCACUCUGCCUACGGGGUACGUCAAGCGGCGGCGGCCGAUACAGUGCGUGCACUGCGGGCGGCGAAGCGGCGCAGUUUGUCUUCGUCGCCGUCCUCUGCGCCCGAACCGGACUGCGCCCCAUGGCGCGGGCAGGCAGCCCCCGGGCACGGGCUUUUCAUGUCUGGCCCGGCGCGGGCGCUCCAGCGGCUGCCCCGCCGGCGCAUGUGACGCGGCGAACUAAUUUGGCCCAGGCCGGCGCGAUCUUUCCGGAGGGGCUGCCUAGUCUCUGCUCGCCGGCGUCGCCGCAGCAUGCAUGCCAGGGCGCUGCUGAUGAAAGCUCGGGCGCGCAACUGCGGGCGGCAAAUGCAAUCGAUUUCGCAGCGGCGAACGCCAUCGCGACGCCACCGCGUACGCGCACGGCCCCGCUCCUGUGUUUCCCCCUUUGGUGUGUUUUCGCGCUAUUGCAGGCAGCGCGCGCCCGCCGGGCUGGGGGGCGCGUCCUUUGCCCUGGUCCUUCUGUGUGGCGCCCUUCGUCGGGGGCGCCCGCCCGCUAG